This is a messenger RNA of Epinephelus moara (kelp grouper), 2739 nucleotides long. RefSeq names its product 7-dehydrocholesterol reductase (gene dhcr7). NCBI's taxonomy places the organism in Eukaryota, Metazoa, Chordata, Actinopteri, Perciformes, Serranidae. Gene Ontology annotation, cellular component: endoplasmic reticulum membrane. Gene Ontology annotation, molecular function: 7-dehydrocholesterol reductase activity. The record is from RefSeq and is a predicted model, not a curated record. Gene Ontology annotation, biological process: cholesterol biosynthetic process; brassinosteroid biosynthetic process. The coding region runs from base 123 to 1559 and encodes 478 amino acids. The transcript is spliced from 8 exons.
GCGGAGUCUGUGGAGCUACGGUGAGUUUUGUUCAACGGAUACAUGAUCAGCAGCACCUGGCCCAGGAGGAAAGAAGAGCCCUGCAGCCUGCCGCUCCCGCUGUCUGGCUGUAAUAUACGGAAAUGAAUGGUGCAGCAGCCAUGGAGGCCACCAGGAGACGAACCAAGCACAGUGCCAAUGGAAAAUCAUCUGAACAGCAGGAACAGCCAGCACAGUGGGGGAGAGCAUGGGAGGUGGACUGGUUUUCCCUGCUCAGUGUGAUUGGCCUCCUUUGCUUUGCCCCCUUUAUUGUCUUCUACUUCGUGAUGGCCUGUGAUCAGUACCAGUGCUCUGUCACCCAGCCCCUGUUUGAGCUGUACCAAGGAGAGACCACGCUGCUCUCCAUCUGGGCUCGGGCACCCUCCUUCAACUGGUCAGCUGCCAAGAUAUAUGCCAUCUGGGUGGCCUUCCAGGUGUUCCUGUAUAUGUGUAUUCCGGAUGUCACUCAUAAGUUUAUUCCUGGCUAUGUUGGUGGAGUGCAGGAUGGAGCACGAACUCCAGCUGGCCUGAUUAACAAGUAUGAGAUCAACGGGCUGCAGUGUUGGCUCAUCACUCAUGCUCUGUGGUUUGCCAACGCCCAGUAUUUCCACUGGUUUUCUCCCACCAUCAUCUUCGACAACUGGAUCCCCCUGAUGUGGUGUUGUAACAUACUGGGCUAUGCUGUGUCCACCUUUGCUUUCAUAAAGGCCUACUUGUUUCCCACUAAUGCUGAAGACUGCAAGUUUACAGGGAACGUCUUCUACAACUACAUGAUGGGCAUUGAGUUCAACCCACGCAUUGGCAAGUGGUUUGACUUCAAGCUUUUCUUCAAUGGCCGGCCCGGCAUCGUAGCCUGGACUCUUAUCAAUCUGUCCUACAUGGCCAAGCAGCAAGAACUGUACGGACAUGUCACCAACUCCAUGAUCCUGGUCAAUGUACUGCAGGCCAUUUAUGUGUUGGAUUUCUUCUGGAAUGAGGCGUGGUACCUGAAGACCAUUGAUAUCUGCCAUGACCACUUUGGAUGGUAUCUGGGCUGGGGAGACUGUGUGUGGCUGCCAUACCUCUACACACUGCAGGGUCUGUACCUUGUGUACCACCCUGUCCAGCUCUCCAACGCCCACGCCCUGGCUGUCCUGUUACUCGGCCUGGUUGGAUAUUACGUGUUCCGCUCCACCAACCACCAGAAGGACCUGUUCCGGCGCACCGAGGGCUCCUGCUCUAUCUGGGGCCGGAAGCCAACGUACAUCGAGUGCUCGUACCACUCUGGUGACGGUGGCCUCCACCACAGCAAGCUCCUGACUUCAGGUUUCUGGGGAGUGGCCCGGCACUUCAACUACACCGGUGACCUGAUGGGUUCGCUGGCCUACUGCGCCGCCUGUGGCUUCGGUCACAUACUCCCAUACUUCUACAUUGUUUACAUGACCAUCCUGCUGGUCCACCGCUGUGUGCGUGACGAGCACCGCUGCAGCAGCAAAUACGGCAAGGACUGGAAGCGCUACACAGAUGCUGUGCCUUACCGGCUCGUUCCUGGGGUGUUUUAAAAAAAAAGGGAUGAGAGAAAAAGGAGUGGGAGUGGGGAGAAAGUAAGGUAGGGUGGGGCUAGGAUUAAGAUUAAUGGGGUAGCAGGAGAAACAUGAGGGGUGUUUUAUACUGUCAAGGAUACACCACAGUGAACAUUUUAACAAGAUACAUUAUGAAGAAUUUGUAUGUAUUUCUAACACACGAGUACAUGUGUACAUGCAGGUACAGACACUUUAUUGCUAUAUUCCUCUGCCUCAGUAAAGGCAGUUUUAAACACUAUUCUGCUGCUUUCAUUAUGCUGUGACCAACAACACAUUUUAAUAACAGUACACUAUAUCUUUGAGGUUAGUAAGCUCAAGCACAACUUAAACCAGCUGAAGCCAAAAUCAGGAACAGAAACCGUUCUGUGGUAGACUGGUGUCUACGAUUGUUCUACGCAAUGCUGUGACAUUCCCAUAAUGCAGUUUGUCAGUUUGAUAGCAGUUUAUCAAGACAAAACAUGACUGCUUCCAGUUUCUCAAAUAUGAGAAGUUUAUAUUUUAUGUCAUAAAUAUACACCUGUUGUUUUUUGUCUGUUGCUUUGAUGAAUAAGCACUCAGGUAGCCUAUGAUGGAGGCUUUUCAUUAUUCUCUGCAUUUUCAGACUAAUUGAGUAAUUGUGACUGAAAAACAUAAAACAUAUAGAUUUAUGCAUCUGUAUCGACUAUAUAAUAUUUUGUUGCUGCCCUUGUCGCCUCCACUGGCAAGACUGGCUUCAUAAAUAGUUGUGUAGUCUUUGUUUGUCUCAAUCCUCAGAUUUGUUAACUGCCAUUAUGUUACGAGACACUUACAUUAGGUAAUCGCUUGUCUAGUUGGUAAGAAUUUCCCUCUUUAUGGUUGAGAGCGGCAUGUUCACAUAAAUCAGCCUUGUUAUAUACAGGUUUAAAUAUUUAGACUAUAAGAACCAUUUUAAACUGAACUUUAACAGCAACAAACAGCACUUCCUGUGUUUUCUGAUGUUCCCUUAAGCUGUAAAGCAUUAUGAAACUUUCAAGUUGGAUCAUUGUAUUUACUGUGAGUUAAACCAGUGUGCUUAGUUGAUCAAAGCCUUGCAAUGUUUCAAUGUUUGUUUAUAUGUCCGAUCAUCAUGUUUGUUUGAUGUUUGUUUUUAUUUCCUCAUGUCAGCACUGCCUUUCUUAUGAUGAUAAAGUAACAAAACACA